GCUCACUUCAGCCAGGACUCUGAGCUAAACUUAAACAUAGUUAUAAUGACGCACUUAUUUUUUUGUCUUCAUCACUUCAAAUUGCGGCUUAACCUUGUGGGGUCUGCAAAAAGGCCCCACAGAGACAUAAGGGCCCCACAAGUGUUCUAUCCAAACUUGCUGAAACGCACGCACAAGUCGGGCUAUCAAGCACAACCUUCUCUAAAUGAAUUUAUUGUAUUGCCUCCAGUUGAAAAGUAACCAGUUGGACAUGUUAUUCAUCAAACUGAAAGGGUAAAUUACAAACAGUAGUGUGCAGCGUCUGCGUCGAGAAUUCUCCACUGCGCUUUCAGCUCCGCAGCCAAAAGGAAUCAUGGCAUCGGUGACGCUCCCCGGACGUCGAGAGGUUUUGGACGUGAGCUCUGGAGACUCCCACAAGGCAGGAAUGAAGCCCGUCACCUUCAUCCGACAGGUGCUGGCGGCGUGUCUCCACCCGGAGCUGCUGAACUACAACAUUCUGCCGGCAGAUGUCGCUGACAGAGCACGAGAGUUUCUGGAAGCCUGCGACGGUGGGAGCGUGGGUUCCUACACCCCCUCCUCUGGUCUGACCCAUGUCCGGAGAACCAUCGCCGAGUUCAUCACCAGACGGGACGGAGGAGUGCCGUCACGUGGCGAGGACGUCUUCAUCGCCAGCGGCCGUCACAGAGCAAUGACGGUGAUAUUCAAACUGCUGUCCGGAGCUGAGGGUCAGACCCGGACCGGUGUCCUGGUCCCCUCUCCCGGCCCUCACGCCCUGCCGAUGCUGCUGGACCACACACGGGUGACACUGGUGCCCUACCAGCUGAGAGAGGACCGGAGUUGGGCUGUGGACCUGGAGGAACUACAGCGAUCGCUGAAGGCCGCCAGGGGGCGCUGUAACCCGAGAGCCAUUUUCAUCAGCAAUCCUGGAGACCCGACAGGUCAUGUGCAGGAGAAGAGAUCCAUCCAGGAAGUGAUCCAGUUUGCAUCCGCCAACCGACUCCUCCUGCUGGUGGACGAGGUCUUUCAGGACAAUGUGUUUGGAGCAGAGCGCGAGUUUGUGUCCUAUAAGAGAGUCUUGUUUGAGAUGGGUGAGGAGCACCGCAGCACGGUGGAGAUGGUCUCCUUCCACGGACUUGCCGCUCCGUGCCUCGCAGAAUGUGGCCUGAUGGCCGGCUAUAUGGAGGUGGUCAACAUGGAUCCUCAGGUGAAGAUGUUCGUCGACACAACGUUAACCGCCGACAUCAAUGCGCCGGUCAGCGGACAGCUGGCUCUGGACAUGAUGCUCAACCCACCUCAACCUGGAGAACCGUCUUGGCCCAAAUACACACAGGAGACUCUUCAUGUCCGGACGGCAAUUUCUGAUAAUGCUAACCGAGCUCUGGAGCUCCUCAACGGUCUUCCCGGCGUGAGCUGCCUGCCCGUGAGCGCCGGAAUCUUCCUCUACCCUCAUCUACGUUUACCUCCAGAGACUUGGGAUCAGGUCGAGAAUUCGGCUGCCAGUUGGUACUGCAGAAAACUUUUGGAAGAAGAGAGCGUGUUGGUCGGUGCUGGACACGAGGACUCGAUGGGCAGCUUCCACUUGAGACUCUGCAUUCUUCUGCCGAGCGAAACCCUGGAGGACGUUCUGACCCGUCUCAAGUCUUUUCACCUCCGUCACUUUGGUCGACAUGAAGUCAGAUCCACAGCACCUGCAGCUCGCGGCAGAGGCAUGAGCUCCACACUGGAGGUGAACCCUGUGGUCCGCAGGAUCAGGUCCCAGACUGGCCUGAAGGAUCGGGCGGCGCAGUUGGCACAGCAGGUGGCACAGGGGGUCCAGAAGCCAUUCACCAGGGUCAUCGACAUCAGCUGUGGUGACUCCCACCAAGUGGGAAUGUCACCCACCAAGUUGGUUCGCCAGGUUUUGGCGGUGUGUCUGCACCCUGACCUGCUCCAGGACCAAAGUCUCCCUCAGGAUGUCCGACAGAGGGCCCAGAAGCUGCUGGCAGCCUGCGGCGGAGGCAGUGUGGGUUCCUACUCCCGAACAUCUCGUGGAAUCCCACAAGUCCACAGAAGUAUCGCCGAGUUCAUCACGCGGCGGGACGGCGGCGCCCCUUGCAGCCCCGACAACAUCAUCUUCUGCUGCGGCUCCCAACGGGCUUUACUGCUGUUUGGGCACUUGAUGGCGAGUGGCGAGGGAAAGACCCGGACCGGGAUGUUGACGCCCUCUCCCUGCCCCCACACUCUGCCUAUGCUGCUGGAUGAGUGCGGGCUGGUCAUGGAGUCCUACCACUUAAAGGAGGACAACAACUGGGCCAUCGACCUGGAGGAGCUUCAUCGAGCUCUGAAGGACAGUAGAGGGCGCUCCGAGCCGCGAGCCAUUUACAUUAGUAACCCUGGAAACCCAACAGGUCACGUCCAAGUCAGAGAGACAAUCGAAGACGUGAUCCGAUUCGCUGCAGCUGAGCGGCUCGUCAUACUGGCAGAAGAGGUCUACCAGGACAGCGUCUACGGGGAGGACCGAGAGUUUCUGUCCUACAGGCGAGUCUUGCUGGAGAUGGGGGCCGGAUACGCAGACACGGUGGAGAUGGUCUCGUUCCACUCUCUGUCCAGUGCCUGCAUGCAGGAGUGUGGCCUCAGAGGAGCCUAUAUGGAAACUAUUAAUCUGGACCCAUCGGUCAGUGCAUUUCUACAGAACAUGCAGGCGACCUCCUCCCCUGCGAUUCUGCCUCAGCUGGCGAUAGACGUCAUGGUGACUCCGCCCACUCCAGGAGAACCGUCUUAUGAAAACUACCGACAGGAGGUGGAACAAACUCUGACGACUCUGGCGGAGAACUCACGGAGAGCCUGUGAGCAGUUGAACAGUAUCCCGGGAAUCAGCUGUCAGUCAGCAGGAGGCGGGAUCUUCCUGUUUCCUUGUGUGCAACUUCCUGUCUCCUGGAUCAACGAAGCCAAGAUCUGCGGCCUGCAGCCCGACCAACUGUACUGCCAACGAUUUCUGGAGGAGGAAGGAGUUUGUUUGGGAGCAGGAAGUGAAAACAACAAAGGUUUCCACCUGAGGAUUUGCAUUCUGGUUCCACCGCCUCUGCUGGAUGAGGUUCUGCUGCGCCUACAGUCGUUCCACCACAGGAUUCUCAACCUUUAAGUGAACACAACUUCGGAGUGUCACGAUCAACAACGAUGCAACAGAUGGUCAACGAUCAUGCUGCUUUACAAUAAAUC
Molecule: messenger RNA, 3198 nt
Organism: Synchiropus splendidus (mandarinfish)
Lineage: Eukaryota; Metazoa; Chordata; Actinopteri; Syngnathiformes; Callionymidae
Product: alanine aminotransferase 2-like
Exons: 23
Coding region: 353-3121 (922 amino acids)
Biological process (GO): biosynthetic process
Molecular function (GO): pyridoxal phosphate binding; L-alanine:2-oxoglutarate transaminase activity
Source: RefSeq, a predicted model, not a curated record